AUGAACUUACCAGGAACACGCCUUCAAAAUCCAGGUUACUAUGAUAUAGUUGCAGAAGACAUGUCUCUGUGGCAUGUUCUCAACAAUUUCCCAUUGGAGCACUGGAACCUGGCGGCCAUCCUCUUCUACCACACUGACAACUGUUUUCUACGUCUAAUAUAACAAAAAAUACAUACAUUCAUCCAGCAAUAUCCAGUGAGAUACAACGUUGGCUCAUGCUGCAACAGACGGCCAGCUAUUCCCAUUUUGUAUAUCCAUGGAGACGGAAAGUCUACCAGAAAUUAUGGACCCAAUUCAAAAGGACCAAAAACACAUGUAGCAUUUGAAAAGUGCAUUAUGUUUUAUUUUGCCUUUCGGAAAGUGGAAUUUGAACCAGGUGCCAUCACAUUCAGAGUAAUAAACAAUGAACAUGCAGCCAUGGCUUCUGUCAGUCAACAGAGCAAAUGCUACACGACAGGAAGCAGGAAGUCUACAGGAAGCGGUCAGCCGUCAGUGACCGGUCAGUCCUCCAGGGAAGAGACAGUGUGGCACACCAUUGGAGUCAUCAUGACCAACAAAAAGAAGUAG
Molecule: messenger RNA, 567 nt
Organism: Seriola aureovittata
Lineage: Eukaryota; Metazoa; Chordata; Actinopteri; Carangiformes; Carangidae
Product: intelectin-like
Source: RefSeq, a predicted model, not a curated record